Messenger RNA from Adineta ricciae, 237 nucleotides. NCBI's taxonomy places the organism in Eukaryota, Metazoa, Rotifera, Eurotatoria, Adinetida, Adinetidae. The record is from the annotation of a GenBank genome assembly.
AUGAAUCUACUUCAAAAUUCCGAAAGCAAACGUUGUCUCGAUUUGCACAAUGAUAUGAUUAAAUUUAUCAAUACAAAAUUGGCACAGCUGUUCAAACAAGAGAACCAAACGCAGAUUGUUCAAAUCGAUCGGCAAUAUCGAUACGAUCUAAACGUAGAUCCAAUUAGUUUAGAAUUAUCAGAAAAACUUGUUUAUGAUGAUGCGGGUUAUAUCAUUCGAAAUGAGAGUCGACAAUGA